Vigna umbellata (rice bean) is the source of this 2612-nucleotide messenger RNA. Lineage: Eukaryota; Viridiplantae; Streptophyta; Magnoliopsida; Fabales; Fabaceae. The record is from RefSeq and is a predicted model, not a curated record.
UGCUUACACCAACGUUUUUCACUUUCCUAGACAAUUUGGUUUUCUCGGUCACCGUUUUUUUUUUUUGUAUUCGCAGUUUAUGCAUCUUUUUUCUAUGUUAUGUGUUUGUUUGCAUACAAGGCUGAUUCUUAAUGCUUGGUGAUUUGAGGGUCUUGCUUUCUGAAUUAAGAAAUAGAAUUUUGCAUGUUAUUGUUUGAUUGAGAAGAAUGAUGUAACAUCAUUUCUGCUGCUGAAAGCUGCAAAUUUUGGUUGAAGUUGAAGGUUUCGAUUUUGAUUUGGUUUAAAUUUUUUGCUUGAAUAAAAUGGUUUGGGCGGGGUGGAUUAGUGGAUUUUGAAUUAAGACGAAGGUUCUUUUUCUGGGUUUCGAGGAAUUUUUCUGGAUUUAUUGGUAUGGUAUGAACAACUGUAUAUCCAGCUUCCAUGAACAGGAAAUAAUAAGGUUUAAGUUUUGGUUACGUGGCUUAGUGGCUUUCCUGGUUGCAAAGUAAACAUUGGAACAGCAAUGAGGAAUUGUGACUUACAUGGUUUAUCUGUUAUUAUUGUAAGUGUUGGUAUACUAGUCGGGAGCAGAAGUUGGCCAAGGAAACUGCUUUUAGCUGAUUGAUUUGUCAUAGUAUGGACUUGAAUGAGUUUUCAAGUGUCGGUGUGACUAGUUCGGCAGGAACUCCUUGCACAUCAUCUUAUAUUCCUAUUUCAGCAAUACCCAACAGGUUGCUUGGAUCCUUGAAACACGACAUAGAACACUCUCCUAAUUCGGCCCUUUCUACCCAUUUUGAUUCUGAUACCCUUUCUUCUGCGCUAAGUGACAGCCAGGAACAGCACACCGCUGGGGAAAUUCACUCUGGUGUAAACCCUUUGCAGGAAACCAAUCAUUAUUUGUAUAGGCCAGUCUCAUCUGUGGACCAUCUCCAAGACGGUAAGCAUCUAUCUACUAGAUGCUUUUUUCCACAGGAUAUAGGUUAUGAUCAUGAAACCAGGUAUGCAUUGCUGGAAUUAGAAACUGCUUUGAUGGCACCUGAUGGUGAUGAUCAAGUCACCACAUCAAGCACUUCUUUGGGUGUUAACAGAAGGCCUACAACAUCUGCCCAGAGAAAUAGAUCCUGGAGCCAUGAGGGGCAGCCAAGUGAUGUUGCACGAGUAGGUAAGCGUCACAAAUCAACUGAGGAAGUAUCACUACAAGGAUUCCCAUCAACCAAUUUGAAAGAAUUGCUGAUUGUAUCAGCCAAAGCCUUGUCUGAAAACAACAUGAAAGAUUUUGAUCGACUGAUAGAGAAGGCUAGAAGUGUUGUGUCUAUAACUGGGGAGCCAAUCCAGCGCCUUGGUGCUUAUUUGGUGGAAGGACUUGUUGCAAGGAAGGGGGCAUCAGGGAAUAACAUCUACCGUGCACUUAGAUGCAGAGAACCUGAAGGAAAAGACUUGCUCUCUUACAUUCAGCUACUGUAUGAAAUAUGUCCCUACUUAAAAUUUGGUUACAUGGCUGCCAAUGGCGCCAUUGCUGAAGCUUGUAGAGAUGAGGACCACAUUCAUAUCAUAGACUUUCAGAUUGGUCAGGGAAUUCAAUGGAUGACACUUCUUCAAGCUCUUGCUGCAAGACCUGGUGGAGCUCCUCAUGUACGGAUCACAGGGAUUGAUGACCCCCUUUCUAAAUAUGUUCGUGGUGAUGGAUUAGAAGCCGUUGGAAAAAGGUUGGCUGAAAUAUCUCAGACAUUUAACAUCCCAGUAGAGUUCCACAGUGUGCCUGUUUUAGCUCCAUAUGUGACAAAAGACAUGCUUGACAUUAGGCCUGGUGAAGCUUUGGCUGUGAAUUUCCCUUUGCAACUCCAUCACACGGCUGAUGAGAGUGUGAAUAUGAAUAAUCCAAGGGAUGGACUUUUGAGAUUGGUAAAAUCACUUUCUCCCAAGGUAACUACGUUGAUUGAGCAAGAGUCGAACACUAAUACCACUCCUUUCUUCAACAGGUUUAUAGAAACCUUGGAUUACUACUUGGCAAUUUUUGAGUCCAUUGAUGUGUCUCUUGCAAGAAAGAGCAAGGAUCGGAUUAAUGUGGAACAACAUUGUCUGGCACGGGAUAUUGUCAAUAUUGUUGCUUGUGAAGGGAAGGAAAGGGUAGAGAGACAUGAACUAUUAGGUAAGUGGAAGUCUAGGUUCACAAUGGCUGGAUUUUCUCAAUAUCCUUUGAGUUCAUACGUUAAUUCUGUCAUAAGGAGCCUGCUUAGGUGCUAUUCAGAACAUUAUAAUCUUGUGGAGAAGGAUGGGGCCAUGUUGUUGGGAUGGAAGGACAGAAAUUUGAUUUCAGCUUCAGCAUGGCAUUGAUUACAUGCAGAGAGGGAAUAUUGUACUUGGGGUAGAAAUAUGUUGUUGACAGAUGUUUAUGUUGAUUUCCAGGGCCAUGUGUCCCUUAUCAUUGUUUUAAAGGUCAUUGUUCCAUAAAUUACCAUAUGGAGUUUCAUAUCUUAGUGAUGCUAUAACAAUUCUUUUAUGGAAUAUUUAGUUAUGUACAGGGUUUUGGGUAACAAAUUUUGUACUUGUUCCUGAAACUUAUUCUUGUCUUCAACAAAAAAUUUAAUAAUUUAACAAUAAGAUUGUUCACAGUUGGCUACAUUCUUAUGCGA